AUGUAUUUGGAAGUUGAUGAUUCCUCCGAAGAUUCGAAACUUUAUGUGGAGGGCUUUAGUUCGCGCUUUGGCCACUAUGGAGGAUUUGUUCAAGCGUCAUUGCCCCCCUCCCCUUGUUGUCCUAUUUGCCUUGCUCAGGUUGAAUCUUUGGAACACCUGCUUCUUUCGUGCCCGUGGGUUGAGCCUAUAUGGUUUGGCGGCCCUUUAAAUUAUCGGGUGAAUCGAACUAAUGUCUCAAAUCUGCCCGCAUGGGUGUCUUCCUUCUUUGGGUCUAACCUGGGAUCCAAGGAAGAGCUUGUUCGGAUUUUGUCAUAUGUGGCUUUCACCUAUUGGCACAUCUGGAAGCCCAGGUGCAACUUUGUUUUCGACAACAAAAGUAUCUCCCCUAAUCAGGUCAUUAUGUCUAUCUUUACAUCUGUGAAUGGCUUUCUGGGGGCUUCUCGUACUCCUGAGGGUUGUUCUCAGAGAGUUCAGACGGCCCUUGUCCCUCCAGCUUGCUGGUUUCCUCCUAGCCCUUUUUUCAUGAAGUUGAACGUGGACGCGAGUUGGGUGGCUACCUCUAAAUGCAGCUAUGCUGGAAUUGUGGUUAGGAAUCAUGAGGGGAAUUUUGUGGCUGCUAAAAGAGUGCAGAUUUGUGCGCCUAAUGUGGCAGCAGCGGAGGCCUCUGCGAUUUUGCUUGGUUGUGAUUUGGCCAGUUCGUUGGGGUUGGACAGAAUUAUUGUGGAGUUUGAUUCCAAGGAGAAUAUCUAUAACUUAGUAAAUGCUUCUUCUUCGGGCAGCUGGGAGGUUUUCCCCAUUCUUUCUAAAGCUUUGCGUCUAAGGGGUUCCUUUCAGGAUUGUCGCUGGUCUUGGGUUCCGAGAUCGGCCACCGCGGCGGCACAUCGGUUGGCGUCGAGGAGUAAUCCAGAGAUGUGCGGUUUAACUUGGGUUAAUCACCCUCCAUCUUCGUUGGUCCAUGUUUUGAACAAGGAUGGGUUACCCUGUCCCCAUUAA
Pyrus x bretschneideri (Chinese white pear) is the source of this 993-nucleotide messenger RNA. RefSeq lists its product as uncharacterized. NCBI's taxonomy places the organism in Eukaryota, Viridiplantae, Streptophyta, Magnoliopsida, Rosales, Rosaceae. The coding region runs from base 1 to 993 and encodes 330 amino acids. Gene Ontology annotation, molecular function: RNA-DNA hybrid ribonuclease activity; nucleic acid binding. The record is from RefSeq and is a predicted model, not a curated record. The transcript has a single exon.